CAAUGGUGUAAGGCUCAGACCUCAUCAUGCCCGCUCCUCUGUCUUCAAUUGCCUGGAACGACGAGCCAGCCAAAGGAGAAUACUUGCGAUCCUAAAACAUUGUACUAUGUCUGUGACUGCAGUAAUGGCCUAAGCCCGAAUUCUUCGCAAUAUUCUCAGACGAUCCCGUACUUUUUGUGCACAGAAGAAAACAAUGAGUGUGUCACCAACUGCAACGGCAAUUCAAUCUGCCAAUCGGAUUGCCGCAGCCAGCACCCUUGUGGUGCGCAGGACCCCAAGCGGGUGAAUACCACUUCGACAUCAAACUCAACUCCAGCUGCUACUGCUGCUUCCACCACAACCUCACUGGCACCCUUCACUGGUGUGCCCGAUGAGGGCGCAGCAGCCCGAUCAUCGACAGACAUGAUUCAGCUUUACGGUCUGGUGACUGUUGUGGGUGCAUUCCUGGCCGGAUUCACGACCUUGAUCUAG
Messenger RNA from Aspergillus fijiensis CBS 313.89, 471 nucleotides. RefSeq lists its product as uncharacterized. The annotation marks the transcript as partial. The transcript has 2 exons. The record is from RefSeq and is a predicted model, not a curated record. Lineage: Eukaryota; Fungi; Ascomycota; Eurotiomycetes; Eurotiales; Aspergillaceae.